This is a messenger RNA of Anarrhichthys ocellatus (wolf-eel), 2933 nucleotides long. RefSeq names its product exocyst complex component 8 (gene exoc8). Bases 127 to 2187 code for a protein of 686 amino acids. Gene Ontology annotation, biological process: Golgi to plasma membrane transport; intracellular protein localization; exocytosis. The record is from RefSeq and is a predicted model, not a curated record. NCBI's taxonomy places the organism in Eukaryota, Metazoa, Chordata, Actinopteri, Perciformes, Anarhichadidae. The transcript is spliced from 4 exons. Gene Ontology annotation, cellular component: exocyst.
AGGUAACCGGUUAUAACUUCCUGUUUGGGUUGAAAGCGGAUGUGAACAGAUGAACGCUUCCCCUGUCUACUUGUGUUACUAGUUUUUCAACAUUUUGUCUAAAUAAGUAAACACACUCGAUAGAAGAUGUCGGAAACGGGGAACCGACUACGGAAGCUGCUCGAAUCGCCUAAUUUCGACCCGCAGAAUUACGUCAAGCAGCUGUCACAGCAGUCCGAUGGCGACAGAGAUCUGCAGGAGCAUCGUCAGAAAAUCCAAAACUUGGCCGACGAAACGGCUCAAAACCUGAAGAAAAAUGUCUACAAGAACUACAGACAGUUCAUCGAGACGGCCAAAGAGAUCUCCUACCUGGAGAGCGAGAUGUACCAGCUGAGUCACAUCCUGACGGAGCAGAAGAGCAUCAUGGAGAGCAUCACCCAGGCCUUGUUGUCCGCAGACAAGGACGAGACCUCCAAAGAGAUGCAGGCUGCUUUCCCCAAAGACACGGAGGAGCUGAAGCAGAGGACGCUGACCUCACUGCUGGAGAAAGUGGAGGGGGGCAAAAACAUCAUGGACACCCCAGGGAGGCACCUGGUCUACAACGGGGACCUUGUGGAGUUUGAUGUCGACAACAUGUCCCCCAUCCAGAAGGUGCACGCUUUCCUCAUGAACGACUGUCUGUUGAUCGCCACCUGGCUACCGAACCGCAGAGGAACCGUGAAGUACAAGUACAACGCCCUGUACGACCUGGAGAGCUUCGCCGUGGUCAACGUGAAGGACAACCCUCCCAUGAAGGACAUGUUCAAGAUCCUCAUGUUCCCAGAGAGCCGCAUCUUCCAGGCGGAGAACAGCAAAAUCAAGAAGGAGUGGCUGGAGAUCCUGGACGAAACCAAGAAGAACAAAGUCAACAAGGAUCGGCACAAGAUGGAGGAGGAGGCCCCUACGUCUCCCGUAAGGGCCGAGGUGUCCACCAAUCCCUUCGAUCAGGAGGACGACGAGCCAGCAGGCCCCGGGGAAAGUGUGGACCUCAGCCCCGAGUGGAUCCAGGAGCUGCCGGAAGAUCUGGACGUGUGCAUCGCCCAGAGAGACUUCGAGGGUGCUGUGGACCUGCUGGACAAGCUCAACGAGUACCUCAAAGACCAGCCGGUCACCCAGAGGGUCAAGGAGCUGAGGCUGAAGGUGGACGAGCGUGUGCGGCAGCUGACAGAGGUUCUGGUGUUCGAGUUGUCUCCGGAUCGGUCACUUCGUGGUGGACCCAAAGCCACGCGGCGGGCCGUGUCCCAGCUGAUCCGACUAGGCCAGUCCACCAAGGCCUGCGAGUUGUUCCUGAAGAACCGCGCUGCCGCAGUCCAGACGGCCAUACGGCAGCUCCGCAUAGAAGGAGCCACGCUGCUCUACAUCCACAAACUCUGCAACAUCUUCUUCACCAGCUUGCUGGAGACGGCCAAGGAGUUUGAGAUGGACUUUGCGGGGAACACGGGCUGCUACUCCGCCUUCGUGGUCUGGUCCAAAUCAGCCAUGAUGAUGUUUGUGGACGCCUUCAGCAAGCAGGUGUUUGACAGUAAGGAGAGCCUGUCGACAGCGGCCGAGUGUGUUAAAGUGGCCAAGGAGCAUUGUCAGCAGCUGACUGACAUCGGCCUGGACCUGACCUUCACCCUGCAGUCCCUGCUGGUCAAAGACAUCAAGGCGUCCCUGCAGAGCUACAACGACAUCAUCAUCGAAGCCACCAAGCACCGGAACUCUGAGGAGAUGUGGAGGAGGAUGAAUCUCAUGACCCCCGAGGCUCUGGCUAAACUCAAGGACGAGAUGCGCAGCUGUGGCAUUGGCAGCUUCGAGCAGUACACCGGCGAUGACUGCUGGGUGAACCUGAGCUACACCAUCGUGGCCUUCACGAAGCAGAUGAUGAGCUUCUUGGAGGAAGGCCUGAAGCUCUACUUCCCCGAGCUGCACAUGGUGCUGCUGGAGGGCCUGAGGGAGAUCAUCCUGGUGGCCGUGCAGCACGUGGACUACAGCCUGCGCUGUGAGCAGGACCCGGAGAAGAAGGCCUUCAUCAUGCAGAACGCCAGCUUCCUCCACGACACCGUGUUGCCGGUGGUGGAGCGGAGGUUUGAGGAGGGCGUGGGCAAGCCCGCCAAACAGCUGCAGGACCUGAGGAAGAGCACCAGACCCGUUCGGAUCAAUCCAGAGAGCACCACAUCUAUGGUGUGAGAUCGCAAUAAAGGACGGUGGCCGAAAAAACACUCAAACGCUCUUUUUAACUGACUGUUGUGGCAAUUAUUUUAGGAAUGACUAGAUGCUACAAGUCGGUUGUUUUGAGAUCGCAGGACAAGAAAUGACAGAAUGCAGAAUACGAUACCCCAAGAGAGGUACGUGUACGAAGAUAUUUGUACCAACACUCACAAAACUGCCUGUUGAUGUUGGCGAAUGUUGAUGAAAAAAUGAUCAGAUCUUUGAGAAAUGAGCCAUUUGAAAUGUUCCGUUUGUCAGUGGAAAAUCCCUCAUCGACAGAUUUGGCACAUCGAAGUGUGUUUUCAUGUCGGAGUGUGUGCUGGUAGCCAAGUGCACACAUUUGUAUAAUCGUGCAAUGAAUACAUGGCUCAUCAGGACACAUUUUCAGACAAGCAGCUGAUGAAUAUGUUAAUUUUCUGCAGUUUGAGUUUUGUGCAUGUGAUACCCAGUUCUGUCUAUUGGCAAAAAUAUCAUCUUAAUGCAUCAUGCAUGUACUCGCCAUUAACAAGAAUGCUGUUUGAAAGUUUUUAAGUAAUAUAUAAUGUUUGAUUCAAACUCACUCAGCAGUGAUUUUGACGCUAUACUGGACCGUUAUUAGACACUAAAUAGUAUUCUAGCUUAGGACUGAUUUAAAAGGGAUGACUGAAAGGAAGAUACACUGGUAAAUGUUGACCGUUUGUGUUGAAGAAAAGCACAUGAAAUUAAAUAAAGAUCUUCAUGCACAA